Messenger RNA from Lathyrus oleraceus (garden pea), 516 nucleotides. RefSeq lists its product as uncharacterized. NCBI's taxonomy places the organism in Eukaryota, Viridiplantae, Streptophyta, Magnoliopsida, Fabales, Fabaceae. The record is from RefSeq and is a predicted model, not a curated record. The transcript is spliced from 3 exons. The coding region runs from base 1 to 516 and encodes 171 amino acids.
AUGGAAGAAAUUAGAGAGAGUCAAAAAUCAUAUUUGGGAUUGAUCGACCGGCUAGCGUUGAUCAAUCAAGGUAAAGAGGUGGACUUCAAAAUUGAUGAAAAUGGUGUUAUGAGGUUUAGAGGUAAAGUUUGCGUACCAGAUUUUCCAGAGCUUAAGAAGAAGAUUCUUGAAGAGGGUCAUAGAAGUGGGUUGAAUAUUCAUCCUAGUGCUACAAAUAUGUAUCAGGACCUUAAGAAGAUGUUUUGGUGCUCAAGUGUGAAGAAGGAUGUUGUUGAGUUCGCUCAUUUUCUUCCGAUAAAGAUCAAUUAUCAAUUACAGAAGUUAGUGGAGGUUUACAUCAAAGAGAUUGUGAAGUUGCAUGGUAUUCCUUCGAGUAUUGUGGCAGAUAGAGAUCUGAGGUUUACGUCAAGUAUUAGAAUGGAACUGUAUCAGGCUUUGUAUGGAAUGAAGUGUCAGACUCUUCUGUGUUGGUAUGAAUCAGGUGAGAGUGCAGUGCUUGGAUCUGAGAUUUCUUAG